Coffea eugenioides is the source of this 1307-nucleotide messenger RNA. RefSeq lists its product as uncharacterized. The record is from RefSeq and is a predicted model, not a curated record. The coding region runs from base 175 to 729 and encodes 184 amino acids. The transcript is spliced from 2 exons. NCBI's taxonomy places the organism in Eukaryota, Viridiplantae, Streptophyta, Magnoliopsida, Gentianales, Rubiaceae.
UCUCCACUCUCCACUCUCUCAGGAGGCUGUUUUGAUUUGAGGAGAGAAAGAAGAAGAAAAGGAGGAGCAAAGAUGAGGUAACAGUGCUGAGGAAGGAAGAAAAUGUCUUGUUAUGGAAGCACUUGACAACCAGUAGUCAUAAAUUUCUACCCAAAAUCACAGCUUUACCCAAAGAUGAUGAGUGGAGGGACGUUGCUUGUAAGCCGUUUCACAAGCUUCAGAACUCCAUUACCAAGACCAAAUAAUGGUCGGUUCUCAAUGCGAAUAUGCCACAAAAGAGGACAGGUAAGCGCUGGAGACAUGAGCCCAAGAAGAACCCCAUCCGCAUUUUGCAUCCCUUCUUCAUUGAGAGUAAUACUAGUCACAGCAGCAUUGGCUGCAGCUGCAUCAGCAGCCGUAUUCUCUGCAGUCGCGGUGGAAGCAGGGGCAGAUAGCGAAACACUGUCCAAUGUGCCACAAACUUUGUCAGGAGAAUGCAGUUCAGUUUCCGGCAAGGAUGACUGCAAGAAGCCCCGGAUUCAACGACCCAAGUCCAAGAAGGCCGAGACUUGCACGGUCAAGUGCGUCAACACCUGCAUAAGAGGCGGCCUUGGAUCCCCGGGUGAAGGCCCUCUUAAUAUCAGGAGGCCUCUGGUGGUUUUCAAGCAAGGCUUCCGCAGUCGUCAAUACUGCUUGAUUGAGUGCUCUGAUAUUUGUAAUUUGAUUGGUGACGGUGAUGAUGGACCAUAGACUCUCCCACCAACUCCUCCUCAACCUCUUUUCUAAGUUCUCAUGCCUGAUUGCGUCCUUUUCUUUUUCCGCUUUGGCAAGACCGGCAAACUACGGCUAUUCUAUUACCAGAAGUCAUUGAAGAAACUACUCAAGGAAGCUUACGUAAAAGAGCUGCAGUUAUGAGUUUAGGACACAUACAACCAUGAAUGCAUCAAAACUCGGCAAGAAGUUUAUCUGAUUUAGUGGCAGAUUUAGUUGUGGAAGAGGCCUACAAAUAUAUGAUGGCGUAGCAGUUUUUGGCAAAUUCAUGGAGGGAGUGAAAAAUUUCUGUGUGACUUUCCUUCGACGCCAAAGAUGGAGACUGCAGAGAGCUUUAUUCUGUCCUUUCAUCAGUUUGCACAGGCAAAAGUAAGAAGGGCUGUGAACUUUGCCCUCCGUAAUUUUUCUGUGUUAGCAAAUUCUCCUCAUCUGUAUGUGGCUAUGCGCACGGAAGCUUGCGCAAAUAACAAAAGCGUGGUUAGCUGCCAUAUAUUUCGAUGGCCCCGGAAAAUAUCCAUGUCAAAGUAAGCUUUAGUAACCCUCUGUUGUCUCCAAUU